Molecule: messenger RNA, 3428 nt
Organism: Hemiscyllium ocellatum (epaulette shark)
Lineage: Eukaryota; Metazoa; Chordata; Chondrichthyes; Orectolobiformes; Hemiscylliidae
Product: zinc finger protein 154-like
Exons: 3
Coding region: 1050-1724 (224 amino acids)
Biological process (GO): regulation of transcription by RNA polymerase II
Molecular function (GO): RNA polymerase II cis-regulatory region sequence-specific DNA binding; DNA-binding transcription factor activity, RNA polymerase II-specific
Source: RefSeq, a predicted model, not a curated record
CGGGCAUCCGGAGGGGGGAGAGGACGCACCUGCGGGGUAUUCAAAGGGGAAGGUCUUCAGGCAGAAUUCCACAGCAUCAUGUCAAGACCUGGGAGACGCUCAACACAGCCUCUGACUAAUGUUUACCUGGUCAGUCUGCUUCAGAAGAUUUUAAACAUCGGUGUAACUGGAGAAAGCACCAAGACAUGCACCUAAGUGAGAGUGUUCCAGUGAACUAACUGUGGAAAGAGCUUUAACCAAUUACACAGCUUGAAGAGAACAAUGCACCGUCCAUAGUGGGGAGAAAAGUACAUGUGGAAGAGGCUUCAGCUAACCGUCAACCUGGAGGGAUGCAAGGACGUGAGCACCACAGAGAGAGACCAUGUAGGUAUUCUUAUUGUGGGAAGGGAUUCAAUUCUCCCUCCCAGCUGGAAACCCACCUCCGCAGUCACACACAGUUGACAGACCUUUCCGGUGUGACAAGAGCUUGAAGAGCCCGCGGGGUCUGCUGACACGCCAGGGCAGCCACACCGGGGAGCGUCUGUUCACCUGUUCCCCCUGUGUGCCAAGGGCUUUGUUCGGUCACUUCACCUGCUGAGGCACCAGCAAGUUCACACACGACUGGGCCUUCGCUGUUAUUGCUGCUGCUCAUCACCUUCCUGACCGAACCACCAGUGUCGUUUCAAUGCUUCGAGCUUGCUGCUGAGGGAUGUUACUGAUUUCAAUUACUGGACCUGCAGUUGACUACUCUGGAUAAAUCUCAAGGCCUUCGACCAGGAGAGAGACACUUGAGGAGAGACAUCUCAAAGUAGACGCCCACCUCAGACUCUGACUGGCCAUCGAGUGGAUUCGCCCACGCAUGCCCGCCCUUGCCUGUUGAGAGAAAUGAGUGCCUGUGGAAGGGUAGACGGGACUGAGCGAGCAUACCCAAGUGACAGCGCUCGACAGAGUUGACUGCGGAUGAGGGCUUCCCCUCUCCGUGACGUGGACUGAGCGAGCGCUCGCCAGGAGACGGUGUCGCUGGCCCGGUUUGUGGUUGAGGCAGUGACUGGCCUGGUCCUGAAGGCCCCAUGGAGAAACCGUGGCAGUGUGGCGACUGCGGGAAGGGCUUCGACUACCCCUACCAGCUGGAGGCUCACCGGCGCGGUCACACCGGGGAGCGGCCGUUCACCUGCUCCGCCUGCGGCAAGGGCUUCACCCAGUCCUCCCACCUCCUGACCCACCGGCGGGUCCACACCGGAGAGCGGCCCUUCAGCUGCCCCGAGUGCGGCAAGGCUUUCACCCACUCCUCCCCGCUGCGCACCCACCGCCUCAUCCACACGGGUGAGCGGCCCUUCAAGUGCGCCGAGUGCGGGGACAGUUUCAAGAGCUCGGCGGAGCUGCUGAGGCACCGGCGGGUGCACACGGGCGAGAGGCCCUUCGCCUGCCCCGAGUGCGGCAAGGCCUUCACCCAGUCGUCAGACCUGCUGACCCACCGGCGGGUGCACACCGGCGAGCGGCCCUUCUCCUGCCCCGAGUGCGGCAAGGCCUUCACCCUGGCGGGGAACCUGGCGAGGCACCGGCGGGUCCACACCGGGGAGCGGCCCUUCGCCUGCUCUGAGUGUGGCAAGGCCUUCAGCCAGCGCUCCAGCCUGCUGGCCCACCGGCGGCUCCAUACCGGCGAGCGGCCCUUCGCCUGCCCUGUCUGCAGCAAGGCCUUCGCCCAGUCGUCCAACCUGCUGAUCCACCAGCGGGUUCACAACUGACUGCAGGGUUCAGGUGGCGGGGAGCAGGAGUUCAGCUCAUGGCGCCAGGGACCCAUGACUGUGCGUUCCCUCCUCCACCCCACUCAGUGGGUGUUCUCCAGUUUCCUCCCGCAGUCCAAAGAUGUACAGGUUGCGGUCGAUUGGCUGUGCUAAAUUACCCAUAGUGCUCAGGGAUGUGCAGGUUAGGGUGGAUUGUCCAUGCUAAAUUACCCAUAGUGCCCUGGGGUGUGCAGGUUAGGGUGGAUUGGCCAUGCUAAAUUACCCAUAGUGCCCAGGGAUGUGCAGGUUAGGGUUGGAUUGGCCAUGCUAAAUUACCCAUAGUGCCCAGGGAUGUGCAGGUUAGGGUUGGAUUGGCCAUGCUAAAUUACCCAUAGUGCCCAGGGAUGUGCAGGUUAGGGUUGGAUUGGCCAUGCUAAAUUACCCAUAGUGCCCAGGGACGUGCAGGUUAGGGUGGAUUGACCAUGCUAAUUUGCCCAGGGAUGUGCAGGUUAGGCUGGGUUAGUCAUGGGGAAUUCAGGGCUACAGGGCUAGGAUAGGAUAGGAGGCUGGGCCGAGGGGCACGAUCUUGUUCAGAGGGUAGGUGUGGACUACUUGGGCCGAAUGGACUGCUUUCACACUCUAGGGGUCCUAUGAAUCUCUGGUUCAAGUCCACUUGGAGUAUAGUGAGCAAAUUGUGUUUUUGUAAAAUUCAUCGAGGAGACGAGGGCAUCACUGGCCAGGUCCAACAUUUAUUGCCCCAUCCCUAAUUGCCUGGGGGCAGAGCAGAGUCAACCACAUUGCUGUAGGUCUGGAGUCACAUAUAGGCUAGAACAGGUAAGGACAGUAGUUUCCUUCCGCAAAGGGAUAUGAGUGAACCAGAUAGGUAUUUCCGACAAUGUUUUAUCAUGCGACUCUGAAAUUCCAGAGUUUCAUUGAAUUCAGAUUCCACCAUCUGCUGUAGCUGGAUUCGAACCCACAACUACAGAACCCCCUGGGGUGCCUGGAUUAACAGUCCCAUGGAAGUACCACAAGGCCAUCCCUACCGAGCCCUCCCCCAGAUCUGGGCACCACACCUGAGGAAGGAUAUCUUGGCCUUGAAGGGAGUACACUGUAAGUUUACAAGAACAACGCCUGGACUUUAGAAGUGACAUGAUGGACGGAUAUUAGACAAGUUAGGCUCAUUUUCUCCAGAAUUUCGAAGCUUAAGGGCCGUUCUGAUCAAAAGCUUCGAGAUAUUAAUAGGAAAGGGCAGGGUGGAUAAAGAUAGACAAUGACCUCUGGUUGGAGAUUUCAGAACUGAGGAAGUAGUCUACAAAUUAGGGCCAGACCAUGCAGGAGUGAUGUUAGGCAGUGUUUCCAAGCACACACGAGUGAUAGUGGUUUGAAAUCCUCCUCCACAAAUGGCAGUGAGUGCUGGAUUGGUUGUUAGUUUGAAAUCUGAAGCAGAUUUUUUUUUCUGUUAAGCCAAGGUGUUGAGGGAUGUGGGUCAGACAUUGGCCAUGAGUCCAUUGAAAUGGCCUCCCUCUGUUCCCUUGUUCCCAAGACAGCAGAGUUUGAUUGGAACAGCAAGGAAGUAGGGACUCACAGUUCCUCCAGUCGCAGACUCCGUCUCCUCCUCCCUCGCUGUUCCUCCAGUUGCAGACUUAAGUGAUCUACAUGAUUAGGAGAUGCCGGUGUUGGACUGGGAUGUAUAAUGUUAAAUAUCACACAACACCAGGUUAUAGU